This is a messenger RNA of Bombina bombina (fire-bellied toad), 4956 nucleotides long. It is a transcript of the gene BOC, whose product is annotated as BOC cell adhesion associated, oncogene regulated. The record is from RefSeq and is a predicted model, not a curated record. Gene Ontology annotation, molecular function: protein binding. Bases 425 to 3622 code for a protein of 1065 amino acids. NCBI's taxonomy places the organism in Eukaryota, Metazoa, Chordata, Amphibia, Anura, Bombinatoridae. Gene Ontology annotation, biological process: cell-cell adhesion; nervous system development; axon guidance. The transcript is spliced from 19 exons. Gene Ontology annotation, cellular component: plasma membrane; axon.
AAGAGUUUAGUGUGUUUUGGUACAAGCCUGAACCUCUCAUCCCACACUAAAUCCAGCCUCUUUUGUCCCUUCCCCCAUCUCUACUUUCAGAGGGGAGGCACCAGCCUGCUAAAGAAGGGAUUGUUUUAGGAAUCAGUCAUCCAAAAAGAAAAAAGAAAAAUCAAAUCCUGCGCAUAGCAAUUCCCUUAACUGAACAUGCUCACUGGUUUACUGGAGUAAUGUUCUGUGCUUAAAUCAUAUAAAAACAACUCAGCACAGAACUAUAAAUAUUAUUUGCAAAACUCAAGGAAUUUGUUUUGCAACUUUUCCAGCAGUUUUAACUUCUGCUCUGCCUGGUGCGCUUGUCCUGGGACCUGAACGGAGACGGCAGUGGAUGGGGCCCUGCCUGUGAUAUUUCUCCAGGAUCGCAGCACUGGAAGUCACAAUGAUACUCAGAAGUACAGCGCUCACCGCUUCAGUCUACAGCAUUAUUACUGCCGUCUGCUGCAUCGCACAGUCCAUCCCAACACCCCGCUUCCUGGUCCAGCCCGUUUCGACGUUCCAGAAAUACGGAGGGUCCGUGACUCUAAGUUGUGCAGUAGAGCCCGCUAGCGCAGUCAUUUCUUGGCGGCUCAAUGGAGUAGAGCUCGGAGAAGAGGGGGAGGUUCCUGGAGUCCUGGCAUCUGGGGGAUCCCUAGUCAUCACCAAUCUGAACAAUGAUACAGUAGGGCGGUAUCAGUGCGUUGCUCGGACAGCGGUGGGAUCGAUAGUGAGUGUUCCAGCCAUCGUUACUCUGGCCAAUCUUCAGGAUUUUAAGUUUGAUACGCAGCAUGUGAUUGAAGUGGAUGAAGGAAACACGGCAGUGAUCGCCUGCAAUUUGCCAGAAAGCCACCCUAAAGCCCAGGUCCGCUACAGCGUGAAACAGGAAUGGCUUGAAACCUCCAGAGAUAAUUACCUGAUCAUGCCCUCGGGUAACCUUCAGAUAGUGAAUGCCACUCAAGAGGAUGAAGGGACAUAUAAAUGUGCAGCGUAUAACCCUGUUACCCAGGAAGUAAAGACCUCGGUUUCCAGUGACAGACUACGCGUUCGACGCUCUACCGCAGAGGCUGCCCGCAUUAUAUACCCUCCCACAGCGCAGACCAUCAUUGUGACCAAGGGCCAGAGUCUCAUCCUUGAGUGUGUUGCCAGCGGCAUGCCGCCUCCAAAAAUCACUUGGGCCAAAGAUGGAGCAGACAUUGUUGGCCAUAACAAAACUCGCUUCUUGCUCAGCAAUCUCCUUAUAGAUGCCACAAAUGAAGAGGAUUCUGGGACUUAUACCUGCAAUGCCAGCAAUGGGAUUGGAGAAGGGGACUCUGCAUUUAUCUACUAUAACGUCCAGGUGUUUGAGCCACCAGAGGUCAGUAUGGAGCUGUCCCAGCAGUUUUUGUCAUGGGGUCUGAGUGCUCGGUUCACGUGUGAGGUGAAGGGUAACCCCCAGCCCUCUGUGGUGUGGCUAAGGAAUGCGGUGCCCGUACUGUCAGGGGUGAGACACAGGCUUUCCAGAAAGGUGCUGAAGGUUUCUAAUGUUGGGCCUGAGGAUGACGGUGUGUACCAGUGCAUGGCCGAGAAUGAAGUGGGGAGCGCACAGGCCAUGGCUCUUCUGAUAACUACUAGACAAGGUACGUUCCUAAGUCCAGCACAGGAUUUUCAUACUCAGCCCCCCACAGACAUUCUCAUGGCUGCUGAUAAAGCUCUGCUGCUAAAAGCCCAGUUUAAGCCGAAGCCCCCUACGCCAGGACUGCCGGCCCAGUGCCCCCCGGACAAGGGAAACAUCCAACCUCCCGAGGCUCCUAUCAUACUGAGCUUCCCACGCACCUCCAAGACUGAUUACUACGAGCUAAUGUGGAAGCCCAGGCACAACGGAAAGGUGCCGCUCCUGUAUUACACCGUGAAACACCGCAAGCAAGUAGCAAAUGUGUCAGAUGAGUGGACAGUUUCACGCGUCCCGGGAUCACAGCAUCGUCUGACCCUGACAAAACUGGACCCAGGGAGCUUAUAUGAGGUGGAGAUGGCAGGUUACAACUGCGCUGGUGAAGGACAAACCGCCAUGGUGACAUUUAGGACCGGGCGCCGUCCUAAGCCAGACAUCAUAGCCAGCAAAGAACUGCAAAUUCAGAAGGAUGAUCCCGGCACUAGCACUCAAAGCAGCAACCUGUCUGACAACAAUCGCCUUUCGCCCCCAGAAGCUCCUGAUCGGCCGACCAUCUCGGUGGCCUCUGAGACGUCUGUGUACGUGACUUGGAUCCCGAGAGGUAACGGUGGCUUCCCGAUCCAGUCCUUCCGCGUGGAGUACAAGAAACUGAAGCAGCCAGGAGACUGGGUCCUGGCCAGUAGAGACAUUCCACCCUCCCGUCUCUCUGUGGAAAUAACUGACCUUGAGAAAGGCACCUCCUACAGAUUCCGAGUACGAGCAUUGAAUAUUCUGGGGGAGAGUCAGCCCAGUGCAGCUUCCAAACCAUACGUUGUAUCUGGCUACAGUAACCGUGUGUACGAGAGGCCGGUCACUGGACCUUAUAUCACUUUCACUGAGGCUGUUAAUGAGACUACAAUAAUGCUUAAAUGGAUGUACACUCCUGACAGCAACAACAACACUCCCAUCCAUGGCUUCUACAUCUACUAUCGGCCCACGGACAGCGACAAUGACAGCGACUACAAGAAGGAUGUGGUGGAAGGCGAUCGUUACUGGCACUCGAUCAGUCACCUGCAGCCAGAGACCUCGUAUGACAUUAAAAUGCAAUGCUUCAAUGAGGGAGGGGAGAGCGAGUUUAGCAACGUGAUGAUCUGCGAGACUAAAGCUCGGAAAUCUUCUUCACCUUUUGGUCGUCCACCUUUGUCUAUGGUACCUUCUCCUCAGGCCCCUCCCAGCAGUGGAGCUCUGGGUACUGGCGCCACAUUAGCUCGCUCCAGUGAUCUGCCAUACCUGAUCGUAGGAUUGGUGCUGGGAUCUAUUGUGCUUAUAAUCGUAGCGUUCAUUCCGGUCUGCCUCUGGCGAGCUCGUGCUAAGCAGAAACAAGCCACAGAUAUCACCUUCCCUGGUGCAAGGAUUCUCACGUCCUCUUGCCAGUACACAAUGGUGCCUCUGCGAGGUGCGUCUGCCAUCAGUGCCCUCCAAUACUCAAAUGGUUCCGUGCUUAAUGGUUCCUGCACAAAACAGAAUUAUCAAGUAGAAAAACAGCAGGAUUACUACUCAGAGAAUGUGCAUCAGGAUGAAGCUAAUACUUUAUUGGAGAACAGUGUAAAUGGCCAGAAGGAGAUUACAGAAUAUCAAAACGCUGCCAGGCUGUGCCCAACACAGGAUGAUGAUGUCAGUUUAUUAAACAAGCUUUGCAAAGACGAUGAGCAUGAUAUGACUCUGCCGCAUCAGGUCCAGGACCAGCCUUGCAUGACAGAAGAAAGCCAAGCAUGCGUCGUUCAUGCGCCCAAGGAAGAGAGCACAUGUCAAGGUUGUAUAGAAUUUUUGCCUCCCAUGGAGGAUAUAGACAACCCGGUCUGCAGACGGUCCAGCGAUGGUUCCCUUCAUGCUACAAUACAGAUAAACGACAUACAAGAGAAUGCAGACACUCGGCAGUGUCCACAGAACAGUCUCGACAAUCGGACCACGUAGUGCCUUAUAAACAAACUAAAGGACUCUGCAGGGGAUGGAAAUGCUGAGCAGCACAGUGGUAUGGAGUAUCUCCAAACCAUUUCAGAAAUAUUAUUGGAGUCAUAAAAACUAGUAUCAAACUGUAAAGAUAUCUUUAAUUUAUGAUUGGGCCAUUGAAGUCAGUUUUAGAGCUUGGGUAUUGUUCCAAACUGAAACAAAUAGAUAACAGUAGUCAGAUGGCUUAACAUCUAUUUACAUAAAGGUCAUCCCAAAUAUUAUUAGUAGAAUUGGAAAAGUAGAUAAAAGCAACAACUUCCAAUGUCUUCUGUUUGUGGUCUGUUAAUGAACCAAUCAGACAUUGCAGUGGAUAAUGAACUCAUCAUGAACCAGGCAUGAUGGGAAGUCAUCACCUGUUGGUAAAGUGUUGUUUGAAGUUUGUGAUCCUAAUUUAUGACUUUACACAAAGGCUCAUCACGUAUAGAAAUGCGACAUCGUAAUAUCAGUUCCUCCAUGGACUUUCACGUCAAAUGGAAUAGAAGGAAACAAAUCUAGUGAACAUUUAGGUUUUCUGAAAAUGUUGAUGGUGCUACUCGAUACUGUUUUGUGCUGCAGUCUUAUGGGACCCUAACCACCCAGCUAAAAGAAGGGAACUUAGAAAGAGAUGUAUUUUUUUAUUAUAGCUAUAUUUAUAUAUUUAUGCACUUGUACAUAGUUUAUUUUUUUAAAUGAGACAUUUAUAAUACACAUGGUCAAGUAAAGAGACCAAUGUAUUCCACAGAAAAAUUAGAGACUUAACAAAGGACUUGGAGGCUCUAUGUGUAAAAGAGAAAUACUAUAGGAGCUCACAGCUCCAUGUCUGCCAUUACUUCAUUAUGUACAGUACAGCUUCGAUAGCAACUUAUACUACCCAGCAUACCACAGCGCUAGCUUGAGAAGCAGCUCUUGCAAGCUUUAAGUGAUGCCAGUCUGAAAUGGGAUGAUAUUUCAUGGCCAGAAUUUACUGCAGGAUGUGAUGUCACAGAAUGAUCAUCUGAACCACAGCUGAAGCAGGAUGUGAUGUCACAGAAUGAUCAUCUGAACCACAGCUGAAGCAGGAUGUGAUGUCACAGAAUGAUGAUCUGAACCACUGCUGAAGCAGGAUGUGAUGUCACAGAAUGAUCAUCUGAACCACUGCUGAAGAGGGGACUUCUUUUUAAAUGUAACACUUAUCAAGACAUGCACAUUUAGCUGAAAACUAAAAUGUACAUAAGCAUUAUGUAUUCACCUUAACGCAAUAUGAAAUGUGGCUGCAUUAUGUGUUUGUAUAAAAAACAAAGUGUAAUAUUUUUUAAAUAAAUACUUAGUGAUUCAUGUUA